Messenger RNA from Ornithodoros turicata, 1071 nucleotides. RefSeq names its product elongator complex protein 5-like (gene Elp5). Gene Ontology annotation, cellular component: cytosol; elongator holoenzyme complex; nucleus. Gene Ontology annotation, biological process: tRNA wobble uridine modification. The record is from RefSeq and is a predicted model, not a curated record. Gene Ontology annotation, molecular function: tRNA binding. Bases 154 to 1014 code for a protein of 286 amino acids. NCBI's taxonomy places the organism in Eukaryota, Metazoa, Arthropoda, Arachnida, Ixodida, Argasidae. The transcript has 8 exons.
CCUUCCCACUGCAACGCCGUGUCGAGUCGCACAUGCUCUGUUGCACAUGUUCUUGUUGUUUACAUGUAGUAUGCCCUGAAAAAUCGUUUGAUACCGCGUAGAUAACGCAUGUGGAAAUGGCACUGUAAAAAUUCUUCUUAUUGAUUCGUCGUCAUGUUACAGAACUUAUUGUCACGCAAAGAUACGUCUGGAAUUGCAUUAAUCUAUGACAGCUUAGAACGAACUGCAGGACUGUUCGUGAGAUGCGUGAUUUCUACGUGGAUAAACCGGGGCGCUCAUGUCAACGUUUUAUGCUUCGACGCGGAUCCGAAGGAUUAUCUUGCAGCGUUCCCAGAAAAUGACACCACAAGUUUGAUGGCCAGUGACUGCUUCACAAACCCCUUCGGGAAAGAUGACCUUCAGUCAGAAUGCCAAUACAACCCUAACACCUGGGACAAACUCAUCGACAGCACAAAAUGCAGCGUUUUGGUAGUUGACAGUCUGAGUACAAUUUUGCUGCACCAAGACUUCACACAUGUUUACAACACCCUGGUUCACCUGUCAAGAAAUGCCCAUGUGCAGCAGAUUGUGUGUAUCGUUCACACCGACGUUCACGAUGAAUCUCUUCUGGCAUCACUGAGCUACAUAGCAACAACAACUGUCACCCUCAAACCUACUGUGAAACCAACAGACUUAUCAGCAAUGUGCCAUAUAGUACAUAAAAAGCCAGGAGGAAGAGCUGCGGUUGAGGAGGAGCAGUUUGAAAUGACACCAGAGUUAACUAUCUGCAACAUAAAAAAGAUACAGCAAGAGAAAGCUGUCCCAAAGGCAGCCCAGGUAGACCCAACAGCAAACCUGACGUUCAACUUGAGACUGAGUGAAGGCGAGAAAGAUGCCCGGGACAAAGUUGUUCUCCCUUACCUCAAAAAGCCUGACCUCCCUGAACAUCCUGGCACAGGUAGUAUCACAUACACAUUGGAAAAGGAGGACGAUUUUGAUGAGGAAGACGAUCCGGAUGAUGAUCUUACUUUCUGAUUGUUAUUGCUGCAUUAUGUUGCAUAUGUGAUUAAUGCUAAUAAAUUUUAUGUUGGA